AUGCCUCUGUCAGCCAUGGUGUUUCUGUUUGCGGCAAGCUGUAUGGGCGGUGUGAUGAGUUUGAAGAUUUCACAAAACUGUACCGGAAAUGACGAUUGUCCUCAACACUCCACGUGCCAACCUAGAGGCUGUGACGGCAUCAAGUGUCUCUGUGACCCGGAUUACGUUGCUAAUGACGACGGGACGGAGUGCAUUCCUGCUGUGCGUAUCGGUGAGAGCUGCAACACAACAGUGAAAUGCAUCCCCAAAGAUUCCUCGUUUUGCAACUCGGCUGGGAGUGCUCCAAGUUGCGAAUGUAGUCCACCUUACAGGACGACCACGACGGAACCGAAGACCUGCAGACUGGCGUUUGAGGGACAAGCGAUUGGCGAGACUUGUAACGAUUCACUGGAUUGUUUCCUGGAUGCAGAGUGCGUCUCAGAUAAAACAUGUCAGUGUCAGAGCGGAAAGCGAAGGAUAACACAAAAGGAAUUUUGGGCAGAACCCAAUAAUGAACAAGACUGUAUUCCUGCAGAUUAUUCCGCUUGUUUGUGUAAUAGAAAGGCGAUUUCAUUCCCAGAUCUGGGAGAGAACUGUACCGACAAAGCUGACUGUAAGAAUUCUUCUGCAGAAUGUCUGAAUGGCGUCUGUUUCAUCAUGAGGAAGCUGGGAGAGAACUGUACAAACAAAGUCCAGUGUAAUAAUUCUUCUGCAGAAUGUGUGAACGGCGUCUGUUUCAUCAUGAGGGAGCUGGGGGACAACUGUACAGACAAAGUCCAGUGUAAGAAUUCUUCUGCAGAAUGUGUGAACGGCGUCUGUUUCAUCAUGAGGGAGCUGGGAGAAAAUUGUACAGACAAAGUCCAGUGUAAGAAUUCUUCUGCAGAAUGUCUGAACGGCGUCUGUUUCAUCAUGAGGGAGCUGGGAGAGAAUUGUACAGACAAAGUCCAGUGUAAGAAUUCUUCUGCAGAAUGUCUGAACGGCGUCUGUUUCAUCAUGAGGGAGCUGGGAGAGAAUUGUACAGACAAAGUCCAGUGUAAGAAUUCUUCUGCAGAAUGUCUGAACGGCGUUUGUUUCAUCAUGAGGGAGCUGGGGGAGAACUGUACAGACAAAGUCCAGUGUAAAAACGCCUCGGCAGACUGUUACAAAGGAGUGUGCUUUGUUAAGAGAGAUAUCGGAGAACAUUGUAGAGAAAAAGGUGAAUGUAAGGAUACUUCAGCUGACUGCUAUAACGGAACAUGUUUUAUUAAGAAGAAUCUAGGUGAAAACUGUGGAGAAAAAGUUGAAUGUAAGGAUACUUCGGCAGAUUGCUAUAAUGGAACCUGUUUUAUUAAGAAGAAUCUAGGUGAAAGCUGUAUGGAUAAGGGCGUGUGCAAAUGCAUUGUCGGAUACGCUGAAGAGAUAAACAAAAAUGAUGGAAAGAAAAUCUGUUUGAAAUCUGUAAAGACAGUGAUUGGACAGAGGAUGUGUCCCUGUUUAUGUCAAUCUGUCUACGGUAAUGGUACUUCCUUCAGUAAAGACAGUGAUUGGACAGAGAAUGUGUCUCUGUUUAUGUUAAACUGUCUACGGUACAGACGGCCACACCUCACUCCACGCCCCGACUCGCGGGAUGUUACUUUCUACACACACUGCAGUAGUACGCGGCUAGGAUCAGUCAUCGAUACGUCGUUGGAAAGGACGCAAGGAAAGAUGUUUCCCGCCACCUUGGUCCUCAUUCUGGCCGCCAGUGUACAUGGAGGGACCAGUUUGAAGAUUUCACAAAACUGUACCGGAAAUGACGAUUGUCCUCAACACUCCACGUGCCAACCUAGAGGUUGUGAUGGCAUCAAGUGUCUCUGUGACCCGGAUUACGUUGCUAAUGACGACGGGACGGAGUGCAUGCCCGCUGUGCGUAUCGGUGAGAGCUGCAACACAACAGUGAAAUGCAUCCCCAAAGACUCCUCAUUUUGCAACUCGGCUGGGAGUGCUCCAAGUUGCGAGUGUAGUCCACCUUACAGGACGACCACGACGGAACCGAAGACCUGCAGACUGGCGUUUGAGGGACAAGCGAUCGGCGAGACUUGUAACGAUACCUCCGACUGUUUCCUGGAUGCAGAGUGCGCUUCAAAUAAAACAUGCCAAUGUCAGAGUGGAAAGCGAACGAGAACAGAUCUGGAAUUCUGGGCAGAACCUGAUAUGAUGAUAGACUGCAUUUCUGAUCAUUAUUCCGCAUGUUCUUGCAACAGUUCAGCUAUAGAGUUUCCAGCACCAAAGUCAGACGGAGAAAAGUGUACAUAUGACUGUGAAUGUAACGGCACCGCGAUCUGUCGAAGCAAGUCAUGUUUUACUCUCAAAGAUAUGGGAGAGAACUGUACCGACAAAGUGGACUGUAAGAAUUCUUCUGCAGAAUGUGUGAACGGGGUCUGUUUCAUCAUGAGGGAGCUGGGGGAGAACUGUACAGACAAAGUCCAGUGUAAGAAUUCUUCUGCAGAAUGUGUGAAUGGCGUCUGUUUCAUCAUGAGGGAGCUGGGGGAGAACUGUACAGACAAAGUCCAGUGUAAGAAUUCUUCUGCAGAAUGUCUGAACGGCGUCUGUUUCAUCAUGAGGGAGCUGGGGGAGAACUGUACAGACAAAGUCCAGUGUAAUAAUUCUUCUGCAGAAUGUGUGAACGGCGUCUGUUUCAUCAUGAGGGAGCUGGGAGAGAACUGUACAGACAAAGUCCAGUGUAAGAAUUCUUCUGCAGAAUGUCUGAACGGCGUCUGUUUCAUCAUGAGGGAGCUGGGAGAGAACUGUACAGACAACGUCCAGUGUAAAAACGCCUCGGCAGAGUGUUACAAAGGAGUGUGCUUUGUUAAGAGAGAUAUCGGAGAACAUUGUACAGAAAAAGAAAAGGGUGAAUGUAAGGAUACUUUGGCUGACUGCUAUAACGGAACAUGUUUUAUUAAGAAGAAUCUAGGUGAAAAUUGUACAGAAAAGGGUGAAUGUAAGGAUACUUCGGCUGACUGCUAUAACGGAACGUGUUUUAUUAAGAAGAAUCUAGGUGAAAAUUGUACAGAAAAUGGUGAAUGUAAGGAUACUUUGGCUGACUGCUAUAACGGAACAUGUUUUAUGAAGAAGAAUCUAGGUGAAAAUUGUUCAGAAAAGGGUGAAUGUAAGGAUACUUCGGCUGACUGCUAUAACGGAACAUGUUUUAUUAAGAAGAAUCUAGGUGAAAAUUGUUCAGAAAAGGGUGAAUGUAACGACACAUCAGCAGAUUGCUAUAAUGGAACAUGUUUUAUUAAGAAGAAUCUAGGUGAAAAUUGUACAGAAAAAGGUGAAUGUAACGACCCUUCGGCUGACUGCUAUAAUGGAACAUGUUUUAUUAAGAAGAAUCUAGGUGAAAAUUGUACAGAAAAGGGUGAAUGUAAGGAUACUUUAGCAGACUGCUAUAACGGAACGUGUUUUAUUAAGAAGAAUCUAGGUGAAAAUUGUACAGAGAAGGGUGAAUGUAACGACACAUCAGCAGAUUGCUAUAAUGGAACAUGUUUUAUUAAGAAGAAUCUAGGUGAAAAUUGUACAGAGAAGGGUGAAUGUAACGACCCUUUGGCUGACUGCUAUAACGGAACAUGUUUUAUUAAGAAGAAUCUAGGUGAAAAUUGUACAGAAAAGGGUGAAUGUAAGGACACAUCAGCAGACUGCUAUAACGGAACGUGUUUUAUUAAGAAGAAUCUAGGUGAAAAUUGUACAGAAAAGGGUGAAUGUAAGGAUACUUCGGCAGAUUGCUAUAAUGGAACAUGUUUUAUUAAGAAGAAUCUAGGUGAAAAUUGUACAGAGAAGGGUGAAUGUAAGGAUACUUUAGCAGACUGCUAUAACGGAACGUGUUUUAUUAAGAAGAAUCUAGGUGAAAAUUGUACAGAGAAGGGUGAAUGUAACGACACAUCAGCAGAUUGCUAUAAUGGAACAUGUUUUAUUAAGAAGAAUCUAGGUGAAAAUUGUACAGAAAAAGGUGAAUGUAACGACUCUUCGGCUGACUGCUAUAAUGGAACAUGUUUUAUUAAGAAGAAUCUAGGUGAAAAUUGUACAGAAAAGGGUGAAUGUAAGGAUACUUUAGCAGACUGCUAUAACGGAACGUGUUUUAUUAAGAAGAAUCUAGGCGAAAAUUGCACACAAAAGGGUGAAUGUAAGGAUACUUCGGCUGACUGCUAUAACGGAACAUGUUUUAUUAAGAAGAAUCUAGGUGAAAAUUGUACAGAAAAGAGUGAAUGUAAGGAUACUUUGGCUGACUGCUAUAACGGAACAUGUUUUAUUAAGAAGAAUCUAGGUGAAAAUUGUACAGAAAAGAGUGAAUGUAAGGAUACUUUGGCUGACUGCUAUAACGGAACAUGUUUUAUUAAGAAGAAUCUAGGUGAAAAUUGUACAGAAAAGGGUGAAUGUAAGGACACAUCAGCAGACUGCUAUAACGGAACGUGUUUUAUUAAGAAGAAUCUAGGUGAAAAUUGUACAGAAAAUAGUGAAUGUAAGGAUACUUCGGCAGAUUGCUAUAAUGGAACAUGUUUUAUUAAGAAGAAUCUAGGUGAAAAUUGUACAGAAAAAGGUGAAUGUAACGACUCUUCGGCUGACUGCUAUAAUGGAACAUGUUUUAUUAAGAAGAAUCUAGGUGAAAAUUGUACAGAAAAGGGUGAAUGUAAGGAUACUUUAGCAGACUGCUAUAACGGAACGUGUUUUAUUAAGAAGAAUCUAGGCGAAAAUUGCACACAAAAGGGUGAAUGUAAGGAUACUUCGGCUGACUGCUAUAACGGAACAUGUUUUAUUAAGAAGAAUCUAGGUGAAAAUUGCACACAAAAGGGUGAAUGUAAGGAUACUUCGGCUGACUGCUAUAACGGAACAUGUUUUAUUAAGAAGAAUCUAGGUGAAAAUUGUACAGAAAAGAGUGAAUGUAAGGAUACUUUGGCAGAUUGCUAUAAUGGAACAUGUUUUAUUAAGAAGAAUCUAGGUGAAAAUUGUACAGGAAAAGGUGAAUGUAACGACUCUUCGGCUGACUGCUAUAAAGGAACAUGUUUUAUUAAGAAGAAUCUAGGUGAAAAUUGUACAGAAAAGGGUGAAUGUAAGGAUACUUUGGCUGACUGCUAUAAGGGAACAUGUUUUAUUAAGAAGAAUCUAGGUGAAAAUUGUUCAGAAAAGGGUGAAUGUAACGACACAUCAGCAGAUUGCUAUAAUGGAACAUGUUUUAUUAAGAAGAAUCUAGGUGAAAAUUGUACAGAGAAGGGUGAAUGUAACGACCCUUUGGCUGACUGCUAUAACGGAACAUGUUUUAUUAAGAAGAAUCUAGGUGAAAAUUGUACAGAAAAGGGUGAAUGUAAGGACACAUCAGCAGACUGCUAUAACGGAACAUGUUUUGUAAAGAAAGACUUUGGUGAGUCAUGUUCGGAGCCAGCUGAGUGUAGGAAUUCGUCUGCAAUUUGCUUUCUCUCUGUAUGCACAUUACCUGGUGACCUUGGUGAUAACUGUACUGACGUCACAGAUUGUGUCGACGUCACUAACUGCACUGGCGUCACUGGUUGCGUCCAAUCUUCAUAUGCGUGCCUGGAUAGCCACUGUGUGAUGAUGAAAGGUCUGGGGGAUAAUUGUUCUGACACGAGAGAGUGUUCCGGUUUUAACCAGUCAGCCGUCUGUCACAAGCGAGUCUGCUUCAUUCUGAGGGAGUUUGGUGAACUGUGUGACGACUUGUCUGACUGCAGGAACAGUUCAGCGAUCUGUCUAAACGACGCGUGCUUCCUGCCCAGAGAACUAGGUGAGGCGUGUGUGGAUCCAGAACAAUGCAGGAAUACGUCAGCAGAUUGUUUUAAUGGGAAAUGUUUCAUUAAGAAGGCGCUAGGGGACGCUUGCAGUGACUCUAAAGAGUGCAAGAACGCCACUGCUGUUUGUUUGAACGGAAUUUGUUUUGUUAAGAAAGAUAUCGGGGAGAACUGUACACAAAACAAUCAAUGUAAAGUCACUACCGCUGAGUGCUAUAAUGGGAAGUGUUUCGUUAAGAAAACUAUUGGCGAGAACUGUACAGAAAAGGGCGAAUGUAUAGAUGCGUCAGCAGACUGCUAUAAUGGGUCGUGUUUUAUUAAAAAGAAACUCGGGGAGAAUUGUACAGAGAAAGGACAAUGCGCGAAUUCUUCAGCAGAUUGUCUUAAUGGGAAAUGCUUUGUUAAAAAGCGACUGGGGGAGAAGUGUAUUCUGAAGGUGGAAUGCGCAGUCGACGAUGCUGAAUGCAUUGGUGGAAAGUGUUUUCUUCCAAAGGAGCUGGGAGGCGCGUGUAACAGCAGACGGGAAUGCAGAGACUCCGCGGCGUUCUGUGUGAAUGGUUCAUGCGUCUUGCUGAAAUCUGCUGGAGAAAACUGUACCCACACAAACCAGUGUGACGUCAAUCUGCUGUGUGACGCUGGUGUGUGUUCUCAGGGCUCGCCUGGUGUACAGGUGUGCAAUACCAGCAUGCAGUGCGCUAACUUCAUGGAGUGUGUGAACAGCAAGUGUCAUUCGAGGAAAGGUGAAGGUCAAUCGUGUGGCCAGGGAGUCGAAUGCUCCUCUGUGCUCAGGUGUAUUAACGGAACUUGUGUGGCUCCAAAAGAUGAAGGAGAGGACUGUUCAUCGACAGACCAAUGUGCGGAUCCAUUUAAGUGCGUUAAUGGCGUCUGCUUCCGGUUAAAGGUCGAAGGUCAGUCAUGUAAUUUAACAGACGAAUGUAGCGAUUCUUUACAAUGUAUUCGCGGCGUCUGCUUUAGGUUGAAAGUUAAAGACGAAUCAUGUACUUCGAGUGAAGAAUGCAAUGAGCCUUUGAAAUGUGUUGAUAAAGUUUGUUUUGCCUUCAAGUUGGAGGAUCAAACAUGCACUUCGACAGAACAAUGUACUGGACCUUUAAAGUGUGUCAAUGACGUUUGUUUCGUGUUGAAGUCGGAGGAUGACGCAUGCACUUCGACAGAGCAAUGUACUGGGCCUUUAAAGUGUGUCAAUGACGUUUGUUUCGUGUUGAAGUCGGAUGAUGACGCAUGCACUUCGACAGAACAAUGCGCUGACCCUCUGGAGUGCGUCAGUGACAAAUGCUUCAGACUCAGGCUGGAAGGUCAAUUGUGCAGCUCUACAAGAGAGUGUUCCAAAUCCCUGGCGUGUCUGGGUCGCACGUGUACCAGACUGAAGUCAGCGGGAGAACUGUGUGACAGACUCGACUGCGCCGCCCAGCUCACGUGUCGAGACCGAGUCUGCGUCCAGCUCAAGCAGAUCGGGGAGCAGUGCCACGUCACUUCCGAUUGUCUCGACACUUCCGGCCAAUGCAGCAGCGGUACGUGUGCAUGUAUCCCGGGCUACACGGAAGCUGUUAACAAAACGCUGGGGGUGAAAAUGUGCGCUAAGUCAGAAUUCCACGGUUCAGUUCCAGUAUCAGGUCCAGGCACGUCUACCCUGGACAGUGUCCGACUUCACUAA
This is a messenger RNA of Gigantopelta aegis, 7401 nucleotides long. RefSeq names its product fibrillin-2-like. The transcript has 15 exons. NCBI's taxonomy places the organism in Eukaryota, Metazoa, Mollusca, Gastropoda, Neomphalida, Peltospiridae. The coding region runs from base 1 to 7401 and encodes 2466 amino acids. The record is from RefSeq and is a predicted model, not a curated record.